GAGACAAGUGUCCGGAGGGAAAGGGCUCGUCCCGAAUAGCAUAAGAAUCUGGUUUGGGUUCGGCCCGUUGCAAACAAAGAGAUCAUGGCGGCUGUAGUUGUUGCAUGCAGAGGGAGGGGAGGCAAACGGGAGAGCAACACAAACCCAGGAUUUCUGCAGUAGCAGAGAGUGAAGACUUACCAGAGUCAGUGGACGGUGUGAAGAUUUUGUCUGGGUUUCCCACUUAUAGCUAACUCAAUGACCAUGGAGUCGGGAGCCGAUGCCCAGCAGGGUGCAGACACUGCAGUCUCUGAAACUGAGAACCAACAGAUCACACAGGCCCAGUUCGCCACUCUUGCACAGGUAACAAUGGCUGCCGGACACGCUAGUGCCACAGCGCCCACAUUCACCCUGGUGCAGCUGCCCAAUGGUCAGACGGUGCAGGUACACGGAGUGAUUCAGGCUGCUCAACCUUCAGUCAUUCAGUCGCCACAGGUGCAGACUGUCCAGAUUUCCACAGUAGCAGAGAGUGAGGACUCGCAGGAAUCAGUGGACAGCGUGACUGACUCUCGAAAACGAAGAGAGAUUCUUUCUAGACGCCCCUCGUAUAGGAAAAUCCUGAAUGACCUAUCAUCAGACGCUCCAGGAGUUCCGAGAAUUGAAGAGGAGAAAUCCGAGGAGGACACUGCGCCUGCCAUCACUACAGUGACCGUGCCAACCCCAAUAUAUCAGACCAGCAGUGGCCAGUACAUCGCCAUUACACAGGGUGGAGCCAUUCAGCUUGCGAAUAAUGGCACAGAUGGAAUGCAGGGAUUGCAGACUCUCACCAUGACCAAUGCAGCAGCAGCCCAGCCGGGGACCACCAUCCUGCAGUACGCCCAGACCAGUGACGGUCAACAAAUACUGGUGCCCAGCAAUCAAGUGGUGGUACAAGCUGCUUCUGGAGAUGUUCAGGCCUAUCAAAUUCGUACUGCCCAAACCAGCACUAUUGCUCCAGGUGUGGUCAUGGCAUCCUCUCCGGCCCUGCCAAGUCAAGGAGGUGCUGAAGAGGUCACGCGCAAGAGGGAGGUCCGCCUCAUGAAGAACAGAGAGGCUGCUCGUGAGUGCCGUCGAAAGAAAAAGGAAUAUGUCAAGUGUCUGGAGAACCGUGUGGCCGUUUUGGAGAACCAGAACAAAACUCUCAUCGAGGAGCUCAAAGCACUCAAAGACCUGUACUGUCACAAAUCAGAGUGACGUACCACCCGUUCUCCCUUCAUUCUGGCAGACUUACGAGACUAAAGGGCGAGUCACGGACGCAUGUUUUCGAAAUGUUUUCUUUUUUUAAAUUGCUGCAGACUGCCUGUAUGAACACACAAGUAUGUGAGGGAACUGAACAGAAGCCCCCGGGUCAACACAAAUCUCCUCUAGAAAUAUUGGAUCAUGUCAUUAAAGACAAAAAAAAAUGCUGAGAAAUGUACUGUGGACAUAAACACUCAAGUACGUUCUCAGGCAUCUUUACUCCUGGACUCAAACCGAAACUCAGAGGAGGGGUUUGUGGGAAAAUGUUUACCUUUUUUCCAGUGUGCUGGUGUAUAAUACGUCCAUAACUUUUAAAAGAGAUACAAAUAAUGUACAAUAAUAAUAAUUUAACUGACAUUUCAAUAGCAUGGUAGGCAUCGAGAAAGAUUUUGCUUUGGAGUUGGCAUCAUUCCCUCUUGAGAUUCUAAAGGUUUAACGUGUCUGACCGUUACUUUUAUUUGGUGUAUAGUGCUCUUGUGUUUUAAGUUGACAUUUUUACCUUUAAAUAUGAACAAACUAUAUAAAAUGAUGAAUAUUGAUAAACAGAAAUAUUGUGUAUCAUAUACAGAACAAGAUUAUAGCCCAUGUAUAUUUCAAUGGCAAAAAUGUACCUAAAUCAUUUAAUUUCAUUAAAAACUGCCAUUGCAGUAGCAACAGUUGCACAUGCACAAUAUAAAAUGGUUAUAAUAUUGCAAACAUUUGGUCACUUAUACACCAAAAUUCACAUUACAAUGUCAGGAAUUACCCACAGAAGUGAAUUUGAUAUAUAUUUUUCAGGUUGAAACAUUUCUUCACUUUUAUGUUGAUUAUAUUCAGCAGAUCACUCGUGUGUUAUGCUUGUAUAUCAUAGAGCUAUAAUUGGAUGAAAUACAAUCCAAUACAUUCAGUCUCUGGUAUUAUAAACUAAAGCAUGUUUUAUAAAUAUUACAUUAGCUUUGAUAUCGUUAUAUGGUCAGUUUUUCAUUUCAACACUAACAACUGGGACGCAGUGUCUUUGUAUUUGAUAAUGUGAUGAUAACAUAAGUAAAGAGUACAUGUUAUCUAUUAUAGCAUAUGCAUUUUUGGCAGCUAUUUCAUAUAUAUAUAUAAAGAUUUCUCUUGGUUUCAUUUUUCCUUUGUCCACAUUCUUUCAGUUGCUUCUGAAAGUUCAAGAAACAACUGAACAGCUGGUAACUUGUUACGGUUUGCCUUCAACAAAAGUUGUAUUUUGUUUACAAAGUUGCUCCAGUUGACCCAAAAUGUUUAAGGCUUUUAAAGUUCUUGAUGAAUAAUUAUUAAAAAAAGAAAUCUGUCAAUUAAAUGUUGGUUGUAGUAUGACAUUUUGCAUAUACUUUGUAUUGAGGACAGAAAGUUUUAAAUGAGAUGUUAACAGACUAUGAAUUAAAAAUGCCCAUCAACAAUUCCAGUCUGUACGGAAAAGUACCCUUGUCAUCUGUUAGUAAGUGCAUCAUCUGCUGCUACUCCUAAACUUCGAGUAGCAGUCUGCCUGACGUGUCAUUUACGCAUUCAGGCGUGACAAAUUAGGGAAGCAAUCUCUCCACAACAGGCGCUCACGGUCCAGAUCUGCAGUCUAACUGCUUAUGCAAGCUGACAUGCAACCUGACUUCCCUCGCAAAACCAAUUAUUUUCUGACACUGAAUUGGUUCAUCGAAGGACAGACUGACCUCAGCUUUCAGAGAAAUGCAAAUUCUGUCUGUUUUCCAUGAUUGAAUCUUUAUUCAUUUUCCUGAACUGGUAGUAACUUUUUUCCUCUUGUAUGUACCCCAUAUGCAGUGAGAUUGACCUACUACCAUGCUGGCCAAAGUGAACUCUGAAAUAUUCUACUAUGUGUGUUUGUCUCCAUCCAUUCAAAAAAAAACAAUCAAUCUAAAGCAAUGUUUGAUCCCACUCAUUUUGGACAAACACAUCAUGCACUUUUUGUAUGAUAGCGUUCACCUUUUGGACACUAUGUACAGCACUGGUAGGAUUUUAUAGUGUUUCAAAAGUUUAGAAGUGUAUUGUAUAUACUCUGUGACUUGACUUACAUUUUUAGAAGCUUUGCACUCUUAUUACUAUUACAAUACAAUUGUAUAAACUUCAUGUUGUUUCCCCCACCUCUCUUUUGUACACAAAUGUAAAUCUUUAAUAAAAUACUAAUACUGCACACUGGGUGUUGUGGUUGGAAAUACCGUGCAA
Molecule: messenger RNA, 3432 nt
Organism: Sinocyclocheilus grahami
Lineage: Eukaryota; Metazoa; Chordata; Actinopteri; Cypriniformes; Cyprinidae
Product: cyclic AMP-responsive element-binding protein 1
Exons: 9
Coding region: 238-1212 (324 amino acids)
Biological process (GO): regulation of transcription by RNA polymerase II
Cellular component (GO): ATF4-CREB1 transcription factor complex; nucleus
Molecular function (GO): protein binding; cAMP response element binding; DNA-binding transcription factor activity, RNA polymerase II-specific
Source: RefSeq, a predicted model, not a curated record